AUGGUUCCUUUACUCCCCAAAUUAGAUAGUAAUCACAAAAACCAAAUCACCAAUAAGAAGCAGCCUCCUCUACCCUCAGCUGCCCAAAUCAAGCAAGCCCUGCCAAGAAUUAGAUUAUCUUCCAAACUUCCUAUUGGAUCAGCACAUCCUCCUCCUCCUUCACCCUCUUCAGCAAGAAUGCAACCUUCUACGUCCCUACAAUCCUCUUGUUCAUCUUCAUCCACAAUAACCUCAGCAUCUCCUCCUCCUCCUCCUGCUUCUCAAACAGAUGUAGACACAGAAUCACUACUAAACAACUUCUUGGUGAAAAAUGACUUGAAAAUAUUGGAAAAUUAUUUAUCGCUUCUGGAAAACAAUAAUAGCAUUCAUCAAAACCUUUCUUGUUCUGCAGGGCUCAGUGACAUGAAUAUUCCUCCUAAGAAUACUUCAACCCUUCCCAGCGGCUCUUCUAAUAUCGUCGGUAAUUCUUUUAGGCAAUCGGGAUUCGAGUCCGAUGAUUCGUUGGUAAAUUUUAAAGACUUGAUCAAGUUCAAUAAUACCCAUCAAACCAAAAAAUUCUCCCCUUCAACCUCCCCUGUUAAUCUUUUAGCAUCCAACGUUUCAUCUCAUGAAGAACUAAUAAAUCAGUUGCAACAAAAAAUAAAAUUCUAUAAAAGCUCAGUGGUGGCAGAUAAUAAUAAUUAUGAUACUAAUAAUAUUAAUGACGAUGAUGACGAAGAAUUGAAUGUCGAGACUUUUGUCAAAUCGAACGACUUAUUAAUUUAUUACAAGAUUUUCAACUAUUUAAUCCAAUUAAACGACACCAACAGUAAUAGCAGUAUCAACAAUCCAAGCAACCCGAUCUGGAAACUCGGCAAAGAAUUGGAACCUUUUUUCGAUCAAUUGAUCAAUUUCUCGAAUUCCACCAUUGGCAAAGUGAAUAUCGACAACGACGGUAAUAACCUUGAUCAAUUCGAUUAUGACUUGCUAAUGAAGAAUCCAAACCAUUUGAAAUUCCUCGAACAAUUUCAUAAUGACAUUGGCUCGAUGGUCACCAAUGAGUUUUUAUUGAUUCACUGGGUCAUCAAAAAUUAUGAAUCGUUAUCAUUUAAAAACUUGAAUUAUAUGAUGUUUCUAAUGGGCGGAUUCAAGCCAGUUAACGUUUAUGCUGACAAAAAUAUCACCGCUGGCGGUGAGUAUAAUGAUUCGUUAAAAAAAUUGAAAUCUUGCUCAAGGUGUCGUAAAAACAAAAUCAAGUGUGAUUCAACGUUGAAAUUCCCUUAUAGUUGUUCUAAUUGUUUCAAGAAAAACGUCAACUAUAUUAAAGUCCAUGUGAAAAAAUUGGAAAAUACCAGUGUUUCAAAUCCUGUCAUGGAUAAUAAUAAUAAUAAUAAUAAUCAUAAUAAUAAUAAUAAUAUCACCAAUGAUGAAGAUAGUGAUGAUAAUAAAACCCUUGUCAAUCAAGAAACCACCACGUCCAAUAACUUCUUUGAGAAUGUUGCUAUCGUUGGCGGCGCUAUUAAACCCCUGUCACAAUAUAUGGAUCGAUUUCGUCAACCAGAUUCCUAUUCAAAUGAUGAUUUACCCCCUUCAUCACGCGACCAUAUCAAGAUGACAAGAACUUCUUCCAACUUGACCACUUCCUCUACCUUGACCGCCGCCUCAUUGUUGUCAUAUUCCCCAGCUUCCUCAGCAUCAUCCACCUCCAAUGAUGAUAAUAGAAAACCAUGCGAUUGUGGCUCCAAGCAUUGCUUAAGCGGGUACCAAAGAAAUAUCAAUAAUAUCAGGUACAAUCGCAGAAAUUCUAGCUUGAGACUAUUUUUAGAUUUGUUCAACAUUAGCAUUUCGAAAAAUCAGCUUGAUAAUGAUGAUUCGUAUGUUGCUGUGGAUAUGGGAGAUGAUGAAGAAGGAAACUCAAGCAAUCUGGUGGUGACUUGCAAAGUUCAAUUAAUUUCCUCCGAUUUGCUAUUGAAGAAAAAGUCGUUGAAAAAAAAUACCUUGAUCAAAUCGCUAACCAGUGAUAUAAUAGCAUUGAAGGCCAGGGUUGAUGAAAUGGUGUUAAAAGAACAGGAAAUGCUUGAGUUGUUGAUGUCACAAGAACCAAUUGAUGAUGGCACAGAAGAUGAGGCAGCGGAAAUCUCUGACUUAUAUGGGUCUAACGAAAGCUUAAAACUCAUAUAUGAUUUGAAAAAAGAGUAUCAUAAUAAACACAUGAAGGAGAUGCCAAACAAGCCUAAGCUCGCCACCAAGAAAAGAUCACUGGACGUGGUGGAAUCAGCUGCCCCGGUUUCCAAAAAGCAAAAACCAUCAUUCCUUUCAACCAAUGAAUUGCUCGUUUUGAAUGGAUUCGAUCCGGUUUUGUCUCGUGGUGGGGCUAAGAAAUCAGAAGACUCGAUAUUUGACAACCACCAGUAUUUCAAAUUUUUAAAGGAUCGAUUGCACCGUAAUAACUUUUCCAAUUACCGUGUGAUCAAUAGUGAUGAAAGCUGUAUCAUUGAAAAACUUACCGUUCCAAGGAUUUGA
This is a messenger RNA of Saccharomycopsis crataegensis, 2502 nucleotides long. Its product is annotated as Zn(II)2Cys6 transcription factor domain-containing protein. NCBI's taxonomy places the organism in Eukaryota, Fungi, Ascomycota, Saccharomycetes, Ascoideales, Saccharomycopsidaceae. Gene Ontology annotation, biological process: regulation of DNA-templated transcription. The record is from RefSeq and is a predicted model, not a curated record. Gene Ontology annotation, molecular function: DNA-binding transcription factor activity, RNA polymerase II-specific; zinc ion binding. Bases 1 to 2502 code for a protein of 833 amino acids. The transcript has a single exon.